Molecule: messenger RNA, 2049 nt
Organism: Papaver somniferum (opium poppy)
Lineage: Eukaryota; Viridiplantae; Streptophyta; Magnoliopsida; Ranunculales; Papaveraceae
Product: protein ACCELERATED CELL DEATH 6-like
Exons: 5
Coding region: 233-1813 (526 amino acids)
Molecular function (GO): protein binding
Source: RefSeq, a predicted model, not a curated record
ACAGAAGAUAAGAAGUCAUGUAUGAGAAAAGCUAGGUCUGUACGUCGGCUGUGGGCAUUACGUUAAUGCAUGACUUCCAUACCUUGGUUAAUUUGUUGACUAUAACAAAGAAAAUGCGGAACACUUUAAGAGUGCCCUUAUGAUGGUGGCAGAUUUAGAAUAACUAGGGAAUGCCACAAAAAUCUGCCUGCCUUUUUACUCACUCUCUAUCUCUCCACCUCACUCUACCACCAUGUCUGUUAGAGAAUCAGGUGAUGGUGAUCAUCAAUCUCACCAAGAAAUGGUAGAGAUUAAAACGUUACUGAAAGUACUAGUUGAAUCUCAGUUAAAUACUCAAAACCAGAUAUUAGAUAUUUUAAAAAGCACUGGUAACUCAGGUAAUAAUUAUCAAAAGGAUGAUCAUAAUGCUUUCCGGAACCCAUCAUCAUCGAAAUGUCCUAAGCCUCAAGCUAGGAUGUUGUCACCAUCCAUAGAGUUUGAGGAGAUCACACGGGCGUUACCUGAGGAUGAUCGUAAUGUACAUUAUCAGCAGCGCCCAUUUGAACAUCGACUUGGUGAAUUCACAGGAAAUCAUACAACCAUGGAGCAGAACUUUAAAUAUAAAGGUGAGAACGGGAUGAGUAAAAAGUAUGUUUUGAAUGGAUACAAGCAGCUAUACUUUGCAGCAUAUAAUGGUGACUGGGAAAAGGCUAGUAAGUUUCUCGAGAAUAAUCCACAAGCAAUUUGGGAAGUGGUCACAGAAGAAGAUGAAACAGCGCUGCAUAUAGCCGCACACAGGAAUCACUUGGUGUUUAUAGAGCAGAUUGUGAGCCGCAUGCCACCUGUAGUACUGGAAUAUAAAACAAGAUAUACUAAUUUUACAGCACUUCACUUCGCUGUCAUGCAUGGAAACCUAAAAGCAGCUGAGGUGAUGUAUAAGAAGAACCAAAAGUUGACUCAGAUACAGGAUGGUGAUGGACUGGUACCCCUUGAAUAUGCUCUUGUGUGUGCUACAGGUGCACAAGAAGAGAUGGUUAAGUACCUUUACCCUAUAACUAAAGACGAUGACCCAAGUCCAUUCUCGGGUCACCGGGGUGCUAGCAUGCUUUGUGAUGCAAUCAGCGAAGGGUUUUACGCUCUGCAGAUGCAACGGCAGUUACAAUGGUUUAAGUGCGUGGAAAGUAUUCUGCGCAAGAAACAUAGGCUCAAGACGAACAUUGAUGGAGAUACAGCCCAACAUAUAUUUACUGAGGAACAUAAAGGUUUAGUGGAGAAAGGAGAGAAAUGGAUGAAGGACACUUCUGGAUCUUGCAUGGUAGUAGCUGCCCUCAUUGCUACGGUAACCUUUCAAGCUGCUUUUACCGUCCCCGGAGGUUAUAUUAGUGAUAUUAACAGCAGCAAAAAUGGCACCCCAGUUUUUCUGGAAACGACAUCAUUUACGGUUUUCGUGGUGGCAGAUGCCUUAGCUCUGUUCUCUUCCGUCACGUCAGUACUUAUGUUUUUCGCUACAUACACGUCACGAUAUGCAGAAGAAGAUUUCUACAAAUUCCUGCCACGAAAACUGAUUAUAGGUCUUGGAACGCUGUUCAUAUCCAUGGCUACCAUAUUGGUAGCUUUUAGUGCAUCACUGGUUAUGUUGCUUGGAGGUAGAUUUGCCUGGGCAUUGAUUCCUAUAUCACUGUUCAGCUGUGUUCCCGUGUUCUUGUUUGCAUUGUUGCAGUUACCGUUAUUUGUUGAAAUUGUUCGUUCUGCUUAUUGGGGUAGCCUCUUUUCAAAACAUAGAUACAUCCAUCGCAGAGGCAAUCAGUGUAAUGCUAACAGGAAAGGUAAAUGAGCUUAAAUCAGGUUGUUCUGGCUGCAAAAAAUUGGGAGGUGUAAUAAAUGGAGUUACGCCCUAGCUCAUUUGGUUGUACACUUUGGCAUAUUUUACUACACGGCAUUUAGUUUCUUGAUGAAAUUGCUCAUUUUAGAUUUCUUGAUAUUGUAUUUUACUCCUGAACAUUUGCAAUUUGCUGUAUCCCUGUUAAUGAAAUCCAAUUUGUUACAGUAGGUUUGUUAAUAUCAUGUAAA